GUCAUGAGAAGCACACGAAUCUGAAUUCCCAUCCCACUUAUUACUCGUACUCUCAAUUUUACAAAAUUUCACUCACCAUACACUCAUUACCCCCAAUCUUUUUUUUACUGUUGUCAGCGGAGCUGUAAUUCUCGAGUUUUCUUCGAUUUCACUCAUUCUCUCGUUGUAUUUCUCUUUCAUCUUCCGCUAUUCCAUUCCUUUCAUUUACCAACACUCCGUAAUCUUUUACUUGACUCUAAAGUCCAUAUAUGCGCAUCAUUUAGAUUGUAUCUCUUAUUUCAUAAUCAUACUUGUUGCUAGUGAUUUCAAUUGUUGUAAGUUGUUAUAGAUCGUUAGGGUUUGUUUUGUGGUUUUGAUUGAUCUGUUUUUGAUGGAUCACCAAUCACGCUCUGAUAAUCACCCUUUGACGUAUGAUGAAGUCUCCAUGGAGCAUAGUAAGAGCUUCGUCAAAGCUUUGCAGGAACUCAAGAACUUAAGGCCUCAACUUUAUUCGGCUGCAGAAUAUUGUGAGAAGUCUUACCUUCACAGUGAACAAAAACAAAUGGUACUGGAUAACCUGAAAGAUUACACUGUACGGGCUCUUGUGAAUGCAGUUGACCACCUGGGCACUGUUGCUUACAAACUGACGGAUUUACUUGACCAGCAAAAGUCAGAGGUCUCAACAGUGGAACUUAAACUUUCAUGUUUAGAUCAGCAACUUUUGACAUGCCAAACUUAUACUGAUAAUGAGGGCUUAAGGCAGCAACAGUUACUAGCUAUCAUUCCCAGGCAUCACAAGCACUACAUAUUGCCAAAUACUGUCAACAAAAAGGUCCACUUUAGCCCACAAAUUCCAGCUGAUGCUAGGCAAACUCUCCAAUCAAAACCUCGGUUUGCUUCAGGGACCCCACCACCUAACACUUUGUCAUGGCAUUUAGCAUCAGAAACCAAGUCUACCCUGAAAGGCACCCCACGGUCAUCAGUAAACACUGAGGAUUUGAGAACUUCUGGCAUAAGUUCCGGGGCAUUUAAUUUAGUAGAUGAGGCUGGCCGGACAAAGUCUUCCGCAGCUAAUAUUCACUUGCCUAAAAUAGGGCCUGCUUCAGCUGCAGCUAUGCAUACAUUGGGUGUCACACGGGAUCCUCUAGAUAGCACUAAACCCAUGACAGCAUUCCGAUCGUUUGAUGAACCCACAAAACGUGCAAUUGUUCGGACCCCUGUUCGUAGCAAGAGCGUGCUUUCAGCUUUCUUUGUUAAACAGAAGGGGAAGAAACUGAAGACAUAAAGACUUGUGAUAUGUGAGCUACACGAUUUCUACAAUUGUAUAUCUGGGGAAUUCCUCAAAUUAUCACUUUCUACCCCACCUGAUCCAUUCUCAGUUGAGCUUAGUGAAUAUCUGGAGGACUUAACCUUUGUCCAAGUGAAAUGAGCAGAAUUAUGUACAAUCUUCGUUACUAGACUAAUCUCAGAUGAUGUACAAUGACAAUGUACUCCUGUAUAUUCUACAAUUGACAACGCAGCGAUAUAUUUUGUUUUUUUAUUUUCAUUGAAGUACAAAAACAAUUGCAAUGAAACUUCAUUCCUUCUGCUUCA
Daucus carota subsp. sativus is the source of this 1572-nucleotide messenger RNA. Its product is annotated as protein ABIL1. The coding region runs from base 371 to 1264 and encodes 297 amino acids. The record is from RefSeq and is a predicted model, not a curated record. NCBI's taxonomy places the organism in Eukaryota, Viridiplantae, Streptophyta, Magnoliopsida, Apiales, Apiaceae. The transcript has 9 exons.